CUUUACCGUCCUAUUAUUUUCAUCAACAUUUGAUUAACUUGAGAUAGCUACGGUGUUUAUUAAAAAAAAAUACGAAAUACAAUAAAAUUAAAAUCCUUAUGGUAAUUAAACUUAAUACACAUAUUUCACAAAAAAUUCAAAAAAAAAAAUUACCCACAAAAUUACAACUGGUAGCAAUGAAAUAGACAAUACCAAGAGCAAGAUAUGACACAAGCAUUAUUAAUAAGGGAAGGAUCUCCUCGAUCCCUUUCAUAGCAUCUGAUUUUGUAUUUAGGAGAGAGACAAAAACAAUAGCUAAAUUACAAAAAAAGAAAAAUCAUAAUCCACUUUUGGUCCCUUUUUCCCCUCUCCUCCUUUACUCAUUUCUUUCCUUUCUUCUUUUUUAUAAAACCCCUUCUUUCUUUCUUUUUUGCAUUUCAAUCUUCAAUUCUUUGCUCUUCUGCUUCACUUAGCUCAAACAACACUCUUUUUUCUAAUUAACACUGUGAAAUCAGCUAUACCCAGUUUCCAUUUUCGUCUCUCAAUUUGCAGGAAAAUUAUUUAAUUUGUCUUUGAGGAAAUUUAGAAAUUUUGCUUUUUCUGAGUUCAGAAAAGCUCUGAAAUCAGAAAUUACUACUUGGGUGUUUCUUCUGUUCCUAAAUUUGUUGGGUGAAAAAAAGUUUCCUUUUUUGGGUUUUUACUGGCAAGUUUUGAUCUUUAAGUGGGUAAAUUUAUAGCAGUAAAAUGAUUGAUUUAUAGCAGGAGAAAGAUUGAGAUUUGAGAAAGAAGGUAAAAUCUUUGAAAAACAAGAUUUCUUUGAUUUAUUUUUUGGAGAAGGUAAAAAUAAAAAAUGGGGUUGGAAAUUGGUGAAUCAUAUGUUAAGAAGACACUCAGGAACUUAUGCUUGAACCAUGGUUGGUCUUAUGGUGUUUUUUGGCGUUUUGAUCCGCAGAAUCACAUGUUGUUAACUGUGGAAGAUGCUUACUAUGAGAAUCAUGUUGCAAGUUUAAUGGAUAAUGUGCUUGUGCAAGUCCACAUGUUUGGUGAAGGUAUAAUUGGUGAAGCUGCAUUUGACGGGAAACAUAGAUGGAUGUUUGUAAAUGGAUCAACAGAUGAUUGCAAACUAAAUCUGCAGUUUUCUGCUGGAAUUAAGACAGUUGCAGUUAUUCCUGUGGAGAUGCGAGGCGUGGUACAAUUUGGGUCUACGAAAGAGAUUUUCGAAACACCAGAGAUCUUGGAUCAAGCAAGGAAGUGUCUUAGAGGUGGUGAUUAUUUUAAUGGGGUAGCAGGAAGUAAUACUUUGUUGUCUAAUUCUGAUGCCAAUGGCCAAAAUGGGCUAUUAGCUUCGGUCAUCUCAUCCCAAAGUUCCUUUUGUGAUGAUAUGUCUACGCCUUGGGCAAAUAGCAUUGAAGGUUGUUCGUUGUUCGAUUCCUUACCAUUUUCUGGAGAGGUGUUUGGAGAGCAAUUUGAGCCUGCUCUUCUUCCAGCUUCUGCACUCGAUACAUGCCAAGCGGAUGAUCUUUCUCAGUGGCUUGCUGAUACAUCAAAGCUGUGUGUAACUGGAUUUGAUCUAGAAGCUAUGCUUGCUGAUGAUAUGUCAUCAGAUCUGGGUGGAAGCAACCUAUUCUCUAACAUUCAAGGAAAACAACUAACUUCCCCUUCGCAAAGUUCUUUGACUAACACGUUAGAUUUUGGCUGUGGAGAGUUGGGUGAUGUUGUCAAUGCUGUUGAAGAUAAGGCUAAUACCUUGCCUAUUGAUGACGCUAUGAGUUUCUUAGAAUGCAUCUCAGGGGUCGGAGGCAAUUCGACUGCUGCACCAAGAAAAGGGUUGUUCACUGAGCUAGGUUUGGAGCAUCUUUUAAAAGAUGGUUCUAGCAAUAGUUCUACCCCUAGAUCUUGCAUAGAAGAUCAAUGGCCGUCAUCCAAAAAGAGGAAAACCGAAGCCUAUCAACAAGUCAAUAACCAAUUGCAGCAAACUUACCAUUCUUGGGGAGUAAAAAUGAUGCAACCUACAAGUACUAGUGGCCAUAAAAUGCAGGAUUUUGGAUCCUUAAAAGACUGCAUGGAUAAAGCACAGGGAAGGUUGUGGAUUGAUGAAAGCUAUAGCAUGGAUGCCAAGAGCUGCAUCAGUGCUGUUAAUACACAAAGUAAGAGGACUGAAGAACCUCCAAAGGCCACCAAGAAAAGAGCGAGGCCAGGAGAAAGUACGCGUCCAAGGCCCAAAGACAGACAGUUAAUUGCUGAUCGAAUCAAAGACUUGAGAGACCUUAUCCCUAAUGGUGCAAAGCUAAGCAUUGAUUCUUUGCUGAACCGCACCAUUAAACACAUGCUUUUCUUGCAAAAUUUGAACAAGCAUGCAGGCAAACUCAAGCAAGUCGAUGAAUCAAAGUUGAUUGGCCAGGAUAACGGCCUAGUAGGAAGUUCAGCCUCAGUUUCUUCGGGUGGUAGUGGUAGGCGUAAUGCUACUUGGGCAUACGAAGUUGGAGGUUCAAACCUCCUUUGCCCAAUUAUUGUAGAGGAUCUUAAUGAACCUGGUCAAAUGCUCAUUGAGAUGCUAUGUGAAGAACGUGGAUACUUCCUAGAGAUAGCUGAUGCAGUUCGGGGUUUUGGCUUAACCAUACUCAAGGGAGUCAUGGAAAUGAGAAACGACAAAAUAUGGGCACAUUUCAUUGUUGAGGGAAACAAGCAUGUAACGAGGAUGGAUGUGUUCGUGUCUCUUAUGCAGCUUUUGCAAGGCACAAACACAAGUGAAGUUCUAAACACAACCUGUGAGGCCGCUAACAUUGUCACCAAUGCAGCUCCAUUUUGGGGUGACUUCCAGCAGCAUGUUGUGCCACUUCCAAUUUAAUCAUAACUAGACUUUAACAGAAUUUGCUUGGAUUUGGUUUAUGUAUAGAGAUCUAGGAAUUUAACCAAAGUUCACGCUAGCUCAAAGAAGAGCAUCACAAAGUGUAUUGCUUCUCCUCCCCCACGAGUUUACUGCUCGCUCUCACUACAAGUAUCAUGGCGAAUCAGGCAAAGUAGAACUGAAAAAAUAGCUUCAGCAAGAACGGCAUCACAUCUGUGAACUCAGCUAGUUAUUUUUCCUGUUCAAUUUUGUUGGGGUCUUGUGGGUAAUUUGUUAUUAGUGAUUAACCUGUUCAUAUCUUGGGCUUAUUGCAGAUGUAGAUUACUAUAUAGUAGUGUGUUAGAAAACUGUUACUUGGUAUACUUAGGGCUGACCUUUGAGGCUCUUGCUUGUUUUGCCUCUCAUUAUUUUUGUAGUUAAUUUGGCACUUGAAUGGAAGAUCAAUCUCUUUCCCUCA
Molecule: messenger RNA, 3284 nt
Organism: Chenopodium quinoa (quinoa)
Lineage: Eukaryota; Viridiplantae; Streptophyta; Magnoliopsida; Caryophyllales; Amaranthaceae
Product: transcription factor bHLH157-like
Exons: 9
Coding region: 830-2827 (665 amino acids)
Biological process (GO): regulation of DNA-templated transcription
Molecular function (GO): protein dimerization activity; DNA-binding transcription factor activity
Source: RefSeq, a predicted model, not a curated record